Apodemus sylvaticus (European woodmouse) is the source of this 1835-nucleotide messenger RNA. Its product is annotated as ribose-phosphate pyrophosphokinase 1-like. Gene Ontology annotation, molecular function: ATP binding; magnesium ion binding; ribose phosphate diphosphokinase activity. The transcript is spliced from 3 exons. Lineage: Eukaryota; Metazoa; Chordata; Mammalia; Rodentia; Muridae. Gene Ontology annotation, cellular component: cytoplasm; ribose phosphate diphosphokinase complex. The coding region runs from base 250 to 1206 and encodes 318 amino acids. Gene Ontology annotation, biological process: ribonucleoside monophosphate biosynthetic process; 5-phosphoribose 1-diphosphate biosynthetic process; purine nucleotide biosynthetic process. The record is from RefSeq and is a predicted model, not a curated record.
GGCGGCGCCACAGGCUUGGGGAACUACGCGAGCGGAGUGGGCGCGUAAAGAUCCCGCGGUUCUUCAGUCUUUUUGUAUUCUAGGAACCAAUCUGUAUGAUACCAUACUAUAACCAGAUUGGCCUUGAACCUAUGGUGAUCUUCUUGCCUCUGCCUCCCAAGUGUUGGGAAUAAAGUGUCGGCGGCGGCGGAGGCGGCAGUGGUGGCAGUGACGGUGACAGCAGUGACCAUUGAGCAGUAGUUGCCCAAGAUGUCGAAUAUCAAAAUCUUCAGCGGGAGCUCCCACCAGGACUUAUCCCAGAAAAUAGCUGACCGCCUGGGCCUUGAGCUAGGCAAGGUGGUGACUAAGAAAUUCAGCAACCAGGAGACCUGUGUGGAAAUUGGGGAAAGCGUUCGUGGAGAGGAUGUCUACAUUGUUCAGAGUGGGUGUGGUGAGAUAAAUGACAAUCUAAUGGAGCUUUUGAUCAUGAUUAAUGCUUGCAAGAUUGCUUCAGCCAGCCGGGUGACUGCAGUCAUCCCAUGCUUCCCUUAUGCCCGCCAAGAUAAGAAGGAUAAGAGCCGGGCUCCAAUCUCAGCUAAGCUUGUUGCAAAUAUGCUAUCUGUAGCAGGCGCAGAUCAUAUUAUCACCAUGGAUCUACAUGCAUCUCAAAUUCAAGGUUUCUUUGAUAUCCCAGUGGACAAUUUAUAUGCAGAGCCAGCUGUUCUAAAGUGGAUACGGGAGAAUAUAUCUGAGUGGAGAAACUGUACUAUUGUCUCACCUGAUGCUGGUGGAGCCAAGAGAGUGACCUCCAUUGCAGACCGAUUGAAUGUGGAUUUUGCUUUGAUUCACAAGGAACGGAAGAAGGCCAAUGAAGUGGACCGCAUGGUACUAGUAGGAGAUGUGAAGGAUCGUGUGGCUAUACUUGUGGAUGACAUGGCUGACACUUGUGGUACAAUUUGUCAUGCUGCUGACAAACUUCUCUCAGCUGGAGCUACUAGAGUUUAUGCUAUCUUAACACACGGAAUCUUUUCUGGCCCUGCCAUUUCUCGCAUCAACAGUGCAUGCUUUGAAGCAGUAGUAGUUACCAAUACCAUACCUCAGGAAGACAAGAUGAAACACUGCUCCAAAAUACAGGUGAUUGACAUCUCUAUGAUCCUUGCAGAAGCCAUCAGGAGAACCCACAAUGGAGAAUCAGUGUCCUACCUGUUCAGCCAUGUUCCUUUAUAAUAUAACUUCUGAAGCAUUUUGAAAAUAAAAUCAACCCCACUCCUUGUUUUUCUUGGUACUGAUGAGUUCAGCAGAAGACCCUGCUUGCUUCAGUAUAGCUUUUUACAUCUCACAUUAGCUGUGUUAGAAUUUAUCCUAAAUUGGAGAAAGACUAAAUGACUAAUGACAACUAAAUUGUCAUUAACUGCUAGGGUGCCCUACCUGCAUUGUUGCAUCCUAGCUUUGUUGUGAACCUUUGUAGCUUUACAUUGAGCUGAGCUGUUGAAAGAUGUAUAGACUGUUAGAGUAUUCUAUAAGGUCCUUAGGACAUGAUUGACAAAGUUCAUACUCCAUUACAUUUGGGGUUUUCAGAAUAACUAGCAACAAAGCCAGCCCAUGUGUAAUAUAUUUUCAGAGGUUUACAGCAAGAAUCCUGAGCAUCCUUAAACAUAGUUCAGCUGUUGAGCACCCUUAGUUCGUAGUUGUUCUGGGAUGAAGAAUCCUGAACCAUUGCCAUCUUGUUUAACUGUAUAGCUUAGAUACUCUACACCUAUUCCUUGCCAGUUGGCUUUAUCUUUAGCUAUCUUGAUCCUUUCCUGGCCAAAUAUCUUGGACUCAGUGGUCAUUGUAAUAAAAUAUUAUGUAAGACA